CGCAAUUUUUUGUAGUAGGAGUAAUUUUUAAUUUAUCGUAUCGCUCGUCCACGGUGCUUUGGUUUUCCGUCGCCCAACUCUACCGCCACAACCACCACCACCACCACCGCCGCCGUAUCUACGUAUCAGAUGAAUCUGCACAUUUCAGUUUCCAAAUGGAUCGGAGUAAUUUGGGGGAUUCCUCCUCUUGUGCUUUAUGCUAUAGAAUUCUUCCAUCCGACAAUGAGGCUGACGAGCUUGACGAUUUUAGCGUCUGCGCUGAUUGUAAUUUUUUGUUUCUUGAAGAAUUUGAGACUGCAUCGCCCUCGCCUCAAGUCCACCAUAGGAGGAGGGGUCGAUCGAGGAGAAGAUUCGUCAGUUCUGAGUCCAUGGAGAGUAUGUUCUCUCUCCAAUUUUCACAAAUCGCAAGGCAAGACGAUGCUCGUUCUGUGCGGUCGUCUACAAUGUGGAGGAGAUUCUUUUCCGAUACGGAAAGUGAUGGUUUCGAUUCUCUCUAUGUUGACGAGUCUGACUCCAAUGCUAGCUUUCGGAGAUAUAGGGCUGUCCACGAUAGUGACUCUGAUGAUACCCCAAGUGAGCUAGAUAUCGACCCCAUGAAUGCUGGUACGUUCCAUUGGAAUUCGGAAGAUGACAGUAGUGAAGGUGAAGCUCAGCCGAGCCUCUUGGUUAACUGGCGCAGGCAGCUACUGUCCUCUCAACUCAUGGGCACAGUUCCACUCAGUAUACGCCACCGGAUACAAGCACACACUGGUGGGUGUUAACCAAUUUGGAUGAUGAGUCUUAUGUUGGGAAUUCGGGGGAUUAUCUUGAUGCCAGAGGCUUUGAGGAUCUUCUCGACCAUCUUGCUGAAAAUGAAGGUUCAAGGAGAGGGGCACCUCCUGCUUCUCUAUCAUAUAUGAACAAUCUGCCACGUCUCACGAUUAAUGGAGACAAGCAACAGCAGCAGGAGUGUGCAAUCUGCAAGGACUCCUUCACGCUUGGCGCUGUCGUCAACCAGCUUCCCUGUUUGCACCUUUAUCACCCUUCCUGCAUCUUGCCGUGGUUAGCUACAAGAAAUACGUGCCCACUUUGCCGCUAUGAGUUUCCAACGGAUGACAAUGAGAGAAGUGAGAUGGUUGAUGAGCAAUACUUGAUUGAUGAUGCUUCCAUGGAUGAUGAUGCUCCAAGAAAUAGAUGGCUCUUCCUUGCUGCUCCGAUUGUCAGUAUUCUUGGCAUAUCUCUCAUUCUGUGGUUUGGCGAUUCAUCCGCAACUAGAUUGUGCGCAACUGGCGCUGGCCGACCUCUGUGCCGUCGAGAUAAUAACCACAGGAGAUGGUGGUCGUUUUUGUAACUAUAGCUUUAACAAGCAUUGUUAUCAACGGCCUUUUUUUGAUCAAGUAUCGCCAUCGGCUUGUAUAGAGGUAUGUUGUAUAAGCUUUUUACAUAUCGUAGAUAGAUUGCUUCUUCUGUAGCUAUGUUUCUUCUACUCUGUAUUUUCAGUGUUGUAUGCUGAUCUAUUGCUAUUCUUAGCAAAUGUUGAGUUUGGAUGGAUAA
Molecule: messenger RNA, 1533 nt
Organism: Salvia splendens (bonfire salvia)
Lineage: Eukaryota; Viridiplantae; Streptophyta; Magnoliopsida; Lamiales; Lamiaceae
Exons: 2
Coding region: 156-761 (201 amino acids)
Source: RefSeq, a predicted model, not a curated record